GUAACUAGCAUCGAUUGUGCUACCUACAGCCAUCGCUGCGCGGUAUCGCUUUUCGCAUCUCUAUUCUGGGAACUGCUAGCAUCUAUUCAGACGCUAGUUCCAUACUGUGGCAACAGAGGUGGGUCACAAGAUUCACGACACUCCGGAGAUGGAAUAUGUACCGUAGACGAUGUCUUUGUGUGAAGGAGUGAGACGAUAUGCUGACGUUAUUGGUGCCACCAGUUGAUCAGACCGCGCAAUGUAAUGGUUCAGUUUCAUCGAGGCUAAACACGUGCAGGUAUCCGCCAGAAGACUUGUGAAUACCUUACGAUCCGUGGAUUUCGCGACGUAUACUUCCUCAUUAGCAUAUAUAUACAGUUGCAACAGUCAUAUAUUGAGCCCCUUGGCUCUACGCAUGAGUGAUUUUAUUAGAUAUUGACGGUGAAAGUGGCUCAUCGAAUUGUGGCGGGUUGUGAGAGAAAUCGUCGUCGCCUCGUCACUAGCGAGUGAUCGGGACAUGGAAGAAGUUGCCGAUUGGGUAUAGGCCCCUAUGUGUAUUUCUUGAGGAGUAUUGUGGCCCCCCAAAAUGAGUGCCAACAAUUCUUCCUCCCAAUCAUGCUCGGAUAACGAUCGUAUGUGGUAUGCUUUCCUGGCGUCCAGCUUGGUGACAUUCGGCUUGGGUUUGGUGGUGAUAUUGUGUUGGAGAUUAAUAGCCUGGCUGUGUUGUGGCAAACGAAAACAUGCCCCGGUGUCGUACAGAUCCCCAUCUGCCCAGAACCAGAAGGCAGCCCCCACUGCUCAAGGUCAGGGUCAGCAGGGGAUGCUACUCAACAAGACCCCUGACCCUGAGAUCGGAUGGAUGACUGAGGCCAAGGACUGGGCAGGGGAACUUAUAUCAGGGCAGACCACGACUGGCAGGAUUCUGGUUGGCCUGGUCUUCUUGCUGAGCAUAGCAUCUCUCAUCAUAUACUUCAUCGAUGCUUCAGGGAAUGAGAACGUGGAAACAUGUCACCCGUGGUCCACCAGUACAACACAGCAGGUCGACCUGGCCUUCAACGUCUUCUUCAUGAUAUAUUUCUUCAUCAGGUUUGUGGCCGCCAACGACAAGCUAUGGUUCUGGCUGGAGUUGUUCUCAUUUGUAGACUACUUCACAAUCCCCCCUUCCUUCGUGGCCAUCUACCUGGACAGGAACUGGCUAGGAUUGAGGUUCCUGAGAGCGUUGCGGCUGAUGUCCAUCCCCGACAUCUUGACGUACCUCAACAUCCUCAAGACCAGCACCAUGAUCCGACUCGUCCAGCUGGUGGCAUACUUUGUCAGUCUCUGGCUCGCUGCAGCCGGCUUCCUCCACCUGAUUGAGAAUUCAGGGGACUUUUUCUUCGACUUCUCAAACCCGCAAAAGUUGACAUACUGGGAGUGCCUCUACUUCCUGUUGGUAACCAUGUCAACCGUGGGGUAUGGAGACAUCUAUGCAACAACUGUUCUCGGGCGCACUUUUAUCGUCGUCUUUAUCCUCAUAAGCAUUGGUUUGUUUGCAAGCUUUAUCCCAGAAAUAGCAGAAAUUCUUGGUCGCAGACAGAAAUAUGGAGGCACAUACAAGAAGGAAAGAGGAAAGAGACAUAUUGUUGUGUGUGGUCACAUCACCUUCGAAUCGGUGUCCAAUUUCUUAAAGGAUUUCUUGCACAAAGACCGAGAAGAUGUGGAUGUGGAGAUUGUCUUCAUACACAAGAUGUUGCCAGACCUGGAAUUGGAAGGUCUUCUAAAACGUCACUUUACACAAGUAGAGUUUUUCCAGGGCACGGUCAUGGAUGCCAAUGACUUGGAAAGAGUUAAGAUUCGUCAAGGUGACGCUUGUCUGGUCCUGGCCAACAAGUACUGUGAAGACCCUGACCAGGAGGAUGCAGCCAACAUCAUGAGAGUCAUAUCAAUAAAAAACUACCAUUCCGAAAUAAAAGUUAUUGUGCAGCUCCUGCAAUAUCAUAACAAGGCAUACCUGCUGAACAUCCCGAGCUGGGACUGGAAACGAGGGGAUGAUGCUGUGUGUAUUGCAGAACUUAAACUCGGAUUCAUCGCCCAGAGCUGUCUAGCACCUGGAUUCUCAACCCUCAUGGCCAACCUCUUUACCAUGAGGUCCUACAAGCAGCAGCUGGCGGUGCCUGGAAGUGGAAUCAUGGCGCCAUCGUUGUCAGAUGAAUUUCCCUUCAACGUGUACAAGAGCGGUGUUGAUCGAGCUCAGUGGCAGGCGGACUAUAUGAGGGGGACGGCCAUGGAGAUGUACACGGAGUACUUGUCCAGCGCCUUCAACGGCAUGACCUUCCCGGAGGCGGCAGAGUUGUGUUUUGUCAAGCUGAAGCUCCUUCUACUGGCAAUAGAAGUCCGGCAAGAGGAUACAAGGGAGAGCACUCUUGCUAUUAAUCCCGGACCUAAGGUGAAGAUAGAGAAUGCCACGCAGGGAUUCUUCAUAGCCGAGUCUGCGGAGGAGGUCAAAAGAGCAUUUUAUUAUUGUAAAACCUGCCACAGCGACGUUAAUGAUGUCCGUGCUAUUAAGAAGUGUCGCUGUCGUCCUUUUGACGAGUCGCCUACAAUGUCCUUGGACUAUGAUACCAGUGAAUGGGAUCUCUUAUCCUUACAACGAACUGAACCCACAAACCCGGAUGUUCCAGGAGCAAGGGAGAAGAAAACCCCAGAGAAAACUCCUCAAGUGAAUGAGAAACACCAUAAAAGGGAACACCGAAACAAACAUCCCAGUAUAGCUAACAUCUGGUCCCUGCCGAAGAAAGAAGAGCCAACCAGUGCCAGUAAGACCUCACUGGACGGAGGGACGAGUUUGAACCUGAGUGAAGCAGCCUCACCUGUGCCCUCCACAGACCAGCUGACCCCCGGUGAAGAGCCAAGGAGAUUCGACUCCACGGGGAUGUUCCACUGGUGUCCAGACAGGCCGCUCGAUGAAGUGGUUAUUGACCGGAACCAGGCUUCAAUGACGACAAUGCACAGUCACGUGAUCGUGUGCCUGUUUGCUGACCCACAUUCACCUCUGAUUGGUCUGCGCAAUCUGGUGAUGCCACUGCGUGCCAGCAACUUCCACUACCAUGAACUGAAGCAUGUUGUCAUUGUCGGCGACCUCAAAUAUCUCGAAAGAGAGUGGAAGACAUUGCAGAACUUCCCAAAGCUUUCCAUAUUGCAUGGAUCGCCUCUCAACCGUGCCAACCUUCGAGCAGUCAACAUUAACCUGUGUGAUAUGUGUGUUAUCGUGUCUGCGAAGGAUAAAAAUAUUGAUGACCCCAACCUGGUGGACAAGGAGGCCAUCUUGUGCUCACUGAACAUCAAAGCCAUGAACUUUGAUGACAGUAUCGGCCUCAUCCAGUCCUCAGCCCCUACCAGUGCAGGGUUCUUACCUCCCGGGUUCUCCCCCAUGGGCAGUCCGGCCAGUGUGUCAAGGCGAGGCUCGGUGUGUGGAUCCAAUGUACCACUUAUCACCGAACUAGCCAAUGACUCCAAUGUCCAGUUUCUGGACCAAGAUGACGACGAUGACCCUGACACGGAGCUGUACAUGACGCAGCCGUUCGCCUGUGGUACUGCCUUCGCCGUCAGUGUCCUGGACUCACUCAUGAGCACAAGUUAUUUCAACGACAACGCACUGACAUUGAUUCGCACCCUCAUCACAGGGGGCGCAACCCCCGAGCUGGAGCAGAUUCUGGCUGAGGGGGCGGGGAUGAAGGGGGGCUACUGCACCCCAUCUGUUCUGGCCAACCGGGACCGGUGUAGAGUGGCGCAGAUCUCGCUGUUUGAUGGUCCACUGCAGCAGUUUGGGGAAGCAGGUAAAUAUGGGGACCUGUUCGUCCACGCGUUGCGGCACUUCGGUAUCCUGUGUAUUGGGCUGUACCGAUUCCGAGAUACAAGUGAGUCUGUGAAGAGUCCCUCAUCAAAGCGGUAUGUGAUAGCAAACCCGCCUGAAGACUUCAAGCUGCUACCUACUGAUCAGGUCUAUUGUCUUCAACCUUUCAACUUCAAUGAAAUCAUGAAAAAAGCAAAAAAGAAAAGAAGGGCAGAGACUGAUUCAUAGCUGUUAUCAUGGUAACAGGAGGCAAUAUCAACACUCAAGCCAAGCCGUAUUCCACAGACAAGAUUUAUAAUACUCUUUCAAUAUGGUCAUUGUCUUUCUUCACACUCAGUGAUGGCAGUUUUUAUAUAUGAAUCGUUUACACCACCAAGUUGUUGCUAUUUCUCAACGUUUAAGGUGUAUUCUUCAUUAUCGAAGUGCCCAAUACUCGUCAACAAAUCCUGGCCUUAAAUAUAACGGUAUGUUUAAUCUAUUUUAGUUCUUGCCACAAGUCAAAAUGUUUUUAUAUAAAUAUAAAAAACAUAUACAUAGAAGAUUAUAUGUUUGGUUUUUAAUGCCAGGAGAUAUGAAAAUAAUUUGAAAGUAAUAAAUAUACCGAAAAGCAGAAUUCCAUAAUUUAUUUUACUACAGAAGUUAGUUUUAUGUAUUUUACAUUUGAAAUAUAAUAUGACACAACUUUACAGCAUAUCCAAGUUAUUUCUCUCAAACAUAUCGUGUUGACAAUAUGGAGUAAGCUCAAGCAUGUCAAAUAAGUACAAUUUAUUAAGUCAAUGUUUAUCAAACAAUUUUUAAAUAAUUGAAAAAGUUUCAAUACUGGGUACUUUUAGAAUUAUAUCUAUCGAUAUUUUUAUGUUUUAUAUCGAUACAUGAGGAGGCACGUUGUAUUGAUACUUCAUUACUUUGACUUCUCAAUGACAUCAGUGCUAUUAUUUCACGUGAAAAUUGUGGUUUAGAUAAUCAUGUUCAGACACUGCUGAUUUGCACAAUGAUAAUCUGUCAUUGUAGUAUCCCUGGUCCAUUCUGUAUUCAUUCUGUAUGAAAUGCUUCUGUUCAAGUUAAAGAGAUGUUCCACUCAUCAAUCAAAAUUGUGAUAUGGACUUUACCUAUAUCCAGAGCUUGAAUGCAACACAUAUGGCAACAUGUUCAGUCUCAUUAAUAUCAGAUCUUAGUUCUCGCUAUUGCUAAACAAAGAUCUGAGGACAUCCCAUUACAGGUCACGUCAGAACAACCCUAAUCGG
Molecule: messenger RNA, 5055 nt
Organism: Haliotis rufescens (red abalone)
Lineage: Eukaryota; Metazoa; Mollusca; Gastropoda; Lepetellida; Haliotidae
Product: calcium-activated potassium channel slowpoke-like
Exons: 29
Coding region: 566-4039 (1157 amino acids)
Biological process (GO): transmembrane transport; potassium ion transport
Cellular component (GO): postsynaptic membrane
Molecular function (GO): large conductance calcium-activated potassium channel activity
Source: RefSeq, a predicted model, not a curated record